Messenger RNA from Magnolia sinica, 3899 nucleotides. RefSeq names its product LEAF RUST 10 DISEASE-RESISTANCE LOCUS RECEPTOR-LIKE PROTEIN KINASE-like 1.2. Gene Ontology annotation, molecular function: polysaccharide binding. The record is from RefSeq and is a predicted model, not a curated record. Lineage: Eukaryota; Viridiplantae; Streptophyta; Magnoliopsida; Magnoliales; Magnoliaceae. The coding region runs from base 129 to 1064 and encodes 311 amino acids. The transcript is spliced from 2 exons.
CUCAUCCCAUGCAAACCAAGAGUAGACUGGAAAAGUAUUAGAUAAAAAAAGCCCAUGUGUAUUCCUUACAUAGCUCCUCUUUCCGUCUCCCCACCGCCAAGUUCCACCUCUCUCUCUCUCUCUCUCUCAUGUCUCACCCAUACCACCUCCUCUUCUCUUUUCUCCUCUUUCUCUUCCUAACCAAAACCAAUGGCAAUCCUGUAAAUUCAAGCAUCCCCAACUGCCCCUCUCCCACAUGUGGAAACCUCACCAUCAAAUACCCUUUCUGGCUUUCCAGCCAAAACCCAGAUUUCUGUGGCUACCCAAGUUUCAACUUCACCUGCAACAACCAACAAAAACUCAUCUUCCAUCUCCCCAACGACAGUUACUACGUUACAAAUAUCAAUUAUUCCAGAAAUACCCUCACCCUCGUCGACAUCGACGUGAUCGGCAAAACAUGCCCGAGAGCCCGCCACAACGUUUCCCUAGAACCGGUGAUCCCGCACUUAAAUUACAGUGCACUCGACGAGAAUCUGACCUUUUAUUUCAACUGCACUGACUACCAUUCAUUGGAUGGGGAUCUUCCUUGCUUGAGCAACGAUCAAAAUCACUCGUUUAUGUUUAGAGCCGGAAGCAUUCCGGAGUUUGAUUGGUUCCGGUAUUGUGAGGACUGUGUGGUUGCACCGGUUCUGGAAUCUGAGGCAAACGUUAUGUCCACAGGCGCGUUUGGUGGGGUUUUGGAAAAGGGGUUUGAAUUGGGUUGGAGCUCGGUUCUUAACUGUGCGGCGUGCGAGGAAUCUGAGGGGUAUUGCGGGAAUAACAAAAGCAACGGCGAGUUCAUAUGCUUCUGCAAGGAUGGCCCACAUCCCAGAUCUUGUUACCGCGGUACGUGUGUGUCAAUCCAGACCAUUCAUUUUGUGGGCUUUAUUUUAGAUGGAGCUAGAUCUGAAGUCAUGCUGAUCGGACCAUUUCAGCCAUCAAUUGGAUGGUUAGGAUGGUUCGAGCAGGUUGGUUUUUGGGUCAAUCUCCAUUCCUCUGUGGGACCCACUAUAAUUGCCGCGAACGAGUUCAACUAUGUUCGGUAGAUGAAGGAAAUGAUGGGAUAAUGUCACGGUCCCAUUGAUAAUCGGAAAGCGGUGCGUCGCCAAAUCAUGAUCGGAUGGACGGUGAUGGGAUGUGGGGUCCAGCGUGCUUGCUCUUAGAAUGUUUAAAAUGGUGAUUGGAUAUGGUGGGCCACGCUUUUCCUCACAGUCAACGUAGCGUCACAUCCUUUUAUUAAAAAUUCCAUAGGGAAUUGGUCGGUGUUUGAAAACCGUGGACUGCAAGGUGGAGCAGAAAGCUCUCUAAGGCCUACCGUCACGCGUGCGUGACAUCCACUCCGUCCAUCUCUGGUGGCACAUCGUGUAAGGACCGUAGUCUAAGGACGAUCCUCGUCUUUGAGGACCAGGUUCUAACACGAGGUGUCCGAAUUUAAGGAUGGAAUGAAUGUGAGAAAAACACGAUAGUGGGCCCACAGAGCUGGGACGUUGGAUUCUCAACAGGUGCUGCGGUGGAUCUCGUUCCAGCUCACCUCAAACAGAAUUCAGAUGUUCUGCAUACUUUUCAGAUUGUCACUUAUCUCCUUUUGAUUAAAAAACAAAAAAAAAGAAAAAGAAAAAGAAAAAAAAAUGGCUGUCCCUAUCUGACGCGUGGAAAGGAUUCUCUUUUUAGGUUACUGAACCGAAUGAACAACAUUGUCAUUUUGCAUCUUUUGUCAUUAGGUAGUCCCGCACAACGCCGUGCCAAAUGGCGAAGCGGUGUUGUACGACUUUUAGGGCAUGAACCGUUUAUCGACGGUCUCGAUCCCUGAAAAUGGCAUACAUAUAUGUUACUAGAGAAUCUCUUAACCCCACCAUUGUAAAUGGAAAAUAGUCUUAGAUUAAUGUAGUUUAUUUCGUGAAAAUAAAAAAAUAAAAAAAUCUAGUACUCUUAGAGCACUAUUACUUCUUGUGCCCGUAGAUGCAGAUGGACACUUAGUACGCUUGAUCAAUUUGGACCGUUCAUUUAAGUUUGAUCAUAUAUGAUAUGGACGGUCAUUAUGUAUGAAAUAUGAUGUGUAAAAGAAGAGUAAAUAGAGAGCCAAAUCGGUACAAAUUUAGGCCAACAUGGCCUUAAUUAAAUUAAAAUGGCUUCAAUAAAUGUUAUAAUAAUAAUAAUAAUCUUAUUUUUAUUAUUUAAAUAUAUAACUUUGCAACCAGUUAUCUAUCGUCUUCUGUGUAUGGAAAGGUAUUGGCUAGCCCUUGGCUAGGUCUAUCUUACCUAACCCUCUUAGGGUAUCUUUCAACCACCCACCAUAUUUAUUUAUUUUUUUAUAAUUAUGGCCAGUUGAUAAUUGGAUUGGGCCAUCAGUCAGGCCACAAUAUUCACCAUUGGACUAGGUUUAGCCCUCAAGCCAAGUUUAGGUGCCCAAGCUUUAGCUCUACAAGGCCAAGCUGCACGGCCUAUUGCCACCCCUUAUUAAAUCUGGUUAUUGCUAGCCAACGGAAUUAGAUUAAUUAUAGAUGAUAUCUACAUCCAUCCUAAUGGAUUUGCAUACACAAAUUUUUCAUUUUGGCUAUUGAGAUUUUACCAAGGGUACCAGCUCUAUACCCAAAAUUCGAAAAUGUACAUGCAAAUCAAUAUUGUGGGGGAUAUUGGUUGUUUCCUUAACUCAUCAAUUGUUAGGAUGUAAUAAUCAUAUCCAAGCCUAUAAUUUUUUCCAUGAGGGAAGAAGGAAAAAUGCUAGGGUGAUAUAUGGCACAUAAAGCAUUGUUUUUAAGUCAAACUUCAGUUUGUGUUUUGCAUUUGGAUAAUCGCUAAAUAUUAUUUUUGAUCGCAAUAGGUUGAUGUUGUGUGUUUGGAUUCAUUUUUACAAACCUUGUUUGGGAUAAUCGUCCAAAUAGUCACUAAAAAUCUGCUCACCAAAAACCAUUCGAUUGGUUUUUUGAAAAGCCGGGCCCCAGUUCGUGUGUGGCCAACCUGUGAAGCAGGGUUGCCCCACCAUGAAAGUUAAAUGAAUUUGAAGGUUUUGGGUGGUUGUUCAUUAGUUUCGAUGGUGUGGUCCACCUAAUAAUUGGAUAGGCCUAUUUAUAGGAAAUCCGAUUAUUUACUGUGGGGAAUACUUGAUGCAUACACACGCUUACAGUAGGUCCCACACAGGCAAUAGCGUAGAAGCAGGUGAAUGAAAAAAUGAAUUAGUAUGGUGUACAACUCUUACAACAGGUGAGUGGAUUUUUACAGCUAAGUGAAUAAGAUGUAGAAUGAGCUCAUUCUACUAAGACACUUCUCGAAGAACCGACCUCUGCAGGAUGCCAGUGGUGAAAUUUCAAAAGUUCAUUUGUCGUGCUCCAUUGGAUUAGAUGCUCUUUCGGGGAGCCGCGACCCCGGAUCCAGCCAGGUUGGUGCCACCUUGACUGUGGGGCCCACCUUGAUGUAUGCUUUGUAUGUCCACUCCAUCCAUCCUUUGGCCAUUUUAUUGCAGAGCUUGAUUAUGAAGCAGAUACAAAUCUCAGGUAGACCAUACUGCCGGAAACUGAAAACAGUGGUUAUUCAAGGUCCACCAUUAAAGCUUCCAAGGGUCCACUUUAUUGUUUAUUUGCCGUCCAACCUGUUGAUAAGGUCACACUGAAUUGGAUGAAGGGAAACACAAAUAGCAGCUUGAUCCAAAACUUUUGUGGCCCUAGGGAGCUUUUAAUUGUGGGAAUUUAAUUUGUACUAUGUGGUCCACUUGAGAUUUGUAUUUGCUUUAUUUUUUGGACAAUGCCCUAAAAUAAGUUGGAAAAACAUAUGGACUGCCUGGAUAUAUAAUGCAUACAUUGAGGUGGGCCUCAGGUAGAUCAAAGUUGCACCCACCUGGCUGGAUCCACUAAUCCGCGUCCCUCUUGUGGGGCGCACUGUAGAAG